AUGCUCCCAGCAUCACUCACCAGCUUAACAAUCAUGGGUGAGAGGUUCCAAAGUAAUCUCAAUCAUGUACUACCGGAAAGUCUAAAGAUGCUACGUAUAAACGAUGCAUUCAAUUGGAAUCUACCGAUAGAGUCUGGUGGUCUGCCAUCGCAACUAGAGCGCAUUAACUUUGGUGGCACGUUCAACCAUCCUCUGGCAGGCGUACUUCCACAAUCAAUCAACAGACUGAAACUCGAGUAUUCCAGGUUUGAUCAUGACUUGGUAAACAUGCCAUCAAACCUCACAAGACUAUCGUUGCACUGUGUGCAACCCUUUGCCAGGAGGAUUGACUUGCCCAACUUGCAACGCCUCAAAAUCUCUCAAGUCUCUCAACCAUUCACCAACGUAUUCCCGCAACUUAAGAUAUUGUCCAUAGGCAAGAUUCAAACAACAUUGUUGACAUCGCACAUCACAGAUCAAAACUUCCCUCGUCUAUACAGGCUCCACGUCAACAAUAUACUUGACCAGGCUGGACAGCCCAAGACGGAUCUCAAUCUCUCAAGGCUUCCAACUACCUUGAGAAAGUUGAGAAUAAUAUUCGCACAACCAAUCUCAGCAUUUCCAAUUGGUCUGGAGAGUUUGAAGAUGGAGUACUCUGGUCUAUUCAGGUUGCAUCCAGGGCUGUUACCAACCACGAUCCGGACAUUGGACAUUAGGUCAUACCAAACACAAUUGGAGGAGGGUUGCAUCCCUCAAUCAAUCAGGUCGAUAAGCAUCGAUGGCAGACAUCUUGGACAGUUGGUUGGUGAUCAUGUUGCUCCACUUCCAUCACUACGUAAACUCACAUUGAAAAUAAUCUAUCGCAAGAGCAUUAUCAAACAGUUAGCAACACCAUUGAUACGCAUUGUUGACUCUGAAUAUAUAGAGUAUACACUUCGACGUAUCUCUCCGGACAUAUUCAUCUAUGUCUCGUUCAACAUGACAAGAUGUGGCUUCAUCAAUAUCAAUAACCUGUCCACUGUGAUUGGAGCUAUGGACGAUGAUAGU
Messenger RNA from Acytostelium subglobosum LB1, 1026 nucleotides. RefSeq lists its product as hypothetical. Lineage: Eukaryota; Evosea; Eumycetozoa; Acytosteliales; Acytosteliaceae. The transcript has a single exon. The annotation marks the transcript as partial. The record is from RefSeq and is a predicted model, not a curated record.